This is a messenger RNA of Amphibalanus amphitrite, 1535 nucleotides long. RefSeq names its product elongin-B-like. Gene Ontology annotation, cellular component: elongin complex; VCB complex. The record is from RefSeq and is a predicted model, not a curated record. Bases 457 to 873 code for a protein of 138 amino acids. The transcript is spliced from 2 exons. Gene Ontology annotation, biological process: transcription elongation by RNA polymerase II. NCBI's taxonomy places the organism in Eukaryota, Metazoa, Arthropoda, Thecostraca, Balanomorpha, Balanidae. Gene Ontology annotation, molecular function: protein binding.
GUUUGUGUUGCGUUUAUUACGCAUAAUGGUUUUCCAAAGCGUAUCAAUCUAUCAUUUUAGACGUCAUUGGCGUCGAGAAGACUACCAGUGACCUUUACUUGCCUACCGCAAAUAUAACCGACGCGGUGACGCACGGACGAGGCAUCUUUUACCGUGCAAGACACGUGCGAAAUUGUCAAGUUUUCCCAAAGUUUUCCUAUAAAGAAGGUAACACAUUUGAUUCAUCCCAAAACACACGACACAUCAAGACAACCUGAGGCGCCUCUUUAAUCUGUGAAUAAAUUUUGUGACGUCAUUUAUCACUGUUUGCCGUUUUUAGAAGUUUUAACCUAAAGAGCUAACCAGAGGUCAGUUGCCGAUCCCAGAUCCCAACAGAGCUGCAGUUUUCCGAAGUGCAGGUAUAUUUAUGUUGGUAACAUUUUCCUGUUCCUGUUCCUGUUUGUAAUAUUACUUGCCAUGUCUGCCAAUCCAGAGGCAAAAGUGUAUCUCAUGAUAAGAAGGAAAAAGAUAACUGUAGUAACAGAUGCCAAGAAAUCGACAUCCACGUUGGAGCUGAAGAGAAUGCUGGAGAAGAUGUUGAAGGUUCCGCCCGACAACCAGCGUCUGAUGUAUAAUGAAGUCAUUCUAGAGGACUCUGAUACACUUGAAUCUGUGGGCAUAACAGCUGCAGGCUCUCCAUUAUACAGGCCGACGACGCUGGUGCUGGUUCUGAGCCAGGAGGACGGCGACUUUGAGCCGCCGGAGAUCUCUCCGUUCACCCCGGUGGACGCGCCUACCGUGCUGCCGGAGUUGACCGAGAGCCCGCGCUCCGGGUCCUCCCAGCCGACCGACAACACUCAGUCGCGCUCACCGCGCGCCGGCAGCGCCCGCUGAGUGACCUGACCUUAGGUCAUCAUCACCGACCCAGUACCGUCUAAAUCCGAUGUGAGGUCACCAUUGCUAACCCAAUACUGACCUGGCCCGACCUGAGGUCACCAUCACCGAUCCAGUGCUGAGCUGAUUUGACCUCACCCGACCCGAGUUCAUCAUCACUGACCCACUACUGAUCUGACCUGGGCCACCCGUAGAUGACUACUGAUGGCCAAGCGCUUACCUAACCUGACCUGCCCCGCCCGAGGUGGCUACGAGCCGUGGAGGUGACCAAUGGCCAAGUGAUGACCUGACGUGACUUGACCAUACUCAAAUAUAAUCAUUACCGACCCACGCUGACAUGACCUGCCGCUGACUUGACAACACUCUUGCUCACCCUGAAGUCCCGCUGCAGGCCGGUGUGGCGGAACAAGACGGAUGGCGCGGAAGUGAAAGGAGGUUCGCCGUUAUGUGGUGUGGUGCUCUUGUUAUCGAGAGAAGGCUCAUUGUUGAAAUCGCGGACAGGUAAAUACACAAAUCACUUUGCAUUAGACAAACUGGUCAUAUAAACUGAGACUGAUACCGAAGGUUGGCCCGGUUGCGCAGUGAACCCCGAAAUGUACGCAUCAGUGCAAGAUGUUGUUCAAAGAUGUGCGGUCGGUCCUGAAUAAAAAUGGAGGAUGGAA